Protobothrops mucrosquamatus (brown spotted pit viper) is the source of this 3873-nucleotide messenger RNA. RefSeq lists its product as uncharacterized. The transcript is spliced from 7 exons. Gene Ontology annotation, molecular function: nucleic acid binding; zinc ion binding. NCBI's taxonomy places the organism in Eukaryota, Metazoa, Chordata, Lepidosauria, Squamata, Viperidae. Gene Ontology annotation, biological process: DNA integration. The record is from RefSeq and is a predicted model, not a curated record.
AUGUAUGAUGGCAUUAAGCAGGCCUUAGGUCCAACACAGAAGAAAUCUGCCUCUCUGAAGUCUGCCACAGGCGAGGUUAUCCGGGACCGAGCACAGAAGAUGGCACGCUGGGUGCAGCACUACUCUGAGUUAUAUUCCAGAGAAAAUGAGGUAACUGAAGAAGCAUUAAAUAAUAUUGAGUGCCUGCCUGUCUUGGAGGAGCUCGACAGUGAACCAACUUUAGAAGAAUUAAAUGCAGCCCUGGACUCCCUUGCCUCUGGCAAGGCACCCGGGAAAGAUAACAUCCCUGCCGAAAUUCUGAAGUGCUGCAAAGAGAGCCUCCCCAUUGAAUUGCACGAAAUCUUCUGCCUUUGUUGCAGGGAAGGUGGAGUACCACAGGACAUGAAGGAUGCAAAUAUCGUCACACUGUAUAAGAACAAAGGCGACAGGGGUGAUUGUAACAACUACCGCGGCAUCUCUCUUCUUAGUGUUGGCUUCCUAGCCAACCACUUUACCUCCUUCGUGCUGGGCGGGCCUGUAGCUCUGGGCGGCAGCCUAAUGGACCUGUGUGAGUGUCUGGUGGUCAUGGUCUCCAAAGAUAGAUUGAAGGCCGCGACACUCCUCUGCGUGUGCGGCCCCGACACCUUCGACAUUGCAGAGAACCUGGUCACCCCAGCGCCGCUCAAGUCGGUCACCUAUGCAGACUUGAAAAAAAAGCUCCGAGACCACAUCGAGCCCAAGUUAUCCGUUAUAGACGCCUUGAAGGAGGUCAUGGCAGACGAAGCCGCCGGAGGGGCCGUUAAAGCACUGCGGCCCUCCAAAAGCGCACCAAGCACCGAAGCCGUCCACCACGAGGACGCCAAGCAGAUGGAAGACACCGACUCAGACUACGAAGUCGACCAGCUACGAAAGCACCCGGAGAAGGGACCGCAGCCAGCUGGGAAGGCAGUUCCAUUCCUUAGAUGCAUGGGCUGCGGAGGCCGCCAUCAACGUGCAGAUUGCCAAUUCCGAACUGCAACGUGCCGGGCCUGUGGCAAACCAGGCCACAUUGCCGCCAUGUGCCGAGGUCAUCAGAGGGAUCGCCCAAAAGAAGACGCAUUCAGGAGAGGUACCGGGGCCCCAGGUCAACACCGAGUAGGGUUCUGCUCCAGCCGAAGGAGCGUAUUCUGCACUGGUGCCCAUCGCCCCCUAAAGCAGAAGCUUAGACUACAGGUCAAGCUUCAGGGAGUUCCAUGCAGGAUGGAACUGGACACGGGCUCAGCCAUGUCCAUCAUUUCACAAGGAACAUUCAGGCACCUAUGCCAUCGGAGCAACAGAUGGGCCAAGCUCCAGCUGUCUAAUCUACUACUCACAGACUUCCAAAACUCCAGAGUGGCGGUCAAAGGCGAAGCCACACUUCUGGUGGAAUUCAAGGGGUUCAAGGGGCCACUAGAUGUCAUAGUGGUGGAAGGCCAAUGCACGAGCCUCAUAGGGCUCAAUUGGUUUGAUGCAUUGGGCAUUCAAGUAACCGGUAUUCACCAAACACAAGCGGUAGAUCUGUCUGCAGUCUGCCAAGAGUUCGUGGAUGUUUUCAGUUCUAGUCUAGGGGAGUACAAGGGUCCUCCGAUUGCCCUCAAGCUUGAUCCUAUGGUAACUCCAAUAUGGAUCAAGCCUCGUAGAGUGCCUUUCGCGUUAAAACCCAAAAUUGAUGCAGAGCUGGAUAAGCUAGUGGAACAAGGGGUAUUGCAGCCCGUAGACAGUGGGGUGUGGGAGACCCCCAUAGUAACGCCAUUAAAGGCCAACGGGGAAGUGCGAAUAUGCGCUGACUAUAAGUGCACCCUCAACAGGGCACUUCAAUAGCACGCGUACCCUGUGCUAGUUGUCAGCCAUAUUUUGGUGUCAUUGCAAGGAGGCCGCGUGUUCGCCAAAUUAGAUUUGGCACAGGCCUAUCAACAACUGCCCGUGGAUGAGGCCAUGUCAGUAGCCCAGACCAUUGUCACCCAUAGGGGGGCUUUUAAGGUUAAGCGCCUACAGUUCGGGGUGAGUGUAGCCCCAGGGCUGUUCCAGGGAGUGAUGGAGCGCACGCUCAAGGGAAUUCCAGGGGUUUGCCCCUACUUUGAUGAUGUCCUCAUUGCUGGGGAAUCGGUUGAGAUUCUGGCUGAACGGCUUAAGGCUGUCCUUCAGCGGUUCCGCAACACGGGACUUAAACUAAAAAAAGAAAAGUGCAAGAUUGAGGUAGAGUCAACCGAGUUCCUUGGUUUCCGCAUCGAUGCCAAAGGCAUUCAUCCAGCGGAAUCCAAAUUAAAAGCAAUCCAGCAGGCCCCAAGGCCGAAGUCAAAGGGUUAGCUUCAGGCUUUCCUAGGCCUUUUGAAUUUUUACCAUGCCUUCCUCCCAAACAAGGCCGCAGUGGCAGAUAGCUUCCAAGCAAUCAAAUCACUGCUGUCGUCGAACUCAGUUCUCACUCAUUUCAAUGAGCAGCUGCCUGUCUGCAUUGCGUGUGAUGCAUCCCCGUAUGGGGUUGGGGCUGUGUUAAGCCACUUAAUGGCUGAUGGGAGGCAGAAGCCCAUCGCGUAUUACUCCAGGACCCUAUUGUCCGCAGAGCGCAACUACGCACAAAUUGACAAGGAGGCUCUGGCCAUUGUGGCCGGAGUUAAAAGGUUCCAUGACUACUUGUAUGGCCGCCAGUUCACGGUCUUCACGGACCACAAGCCACUCCUAGGGUUGUUCACCACAAACAAACAGACACCUCAGAUUCUGUCUCCUCGAAUGCUGAGGUGGUCUAUCUUCCUGUCAGCCUACAGCUACAGGAUGAUUUACAAACCAGGCAAGGAAAUGGGCCAUGCAGACGGCUUGAGAUGGCUGGACAAAUGUCCAGGGCCAGAAUUUCAGAGUUUCUUCAUGAGAAAAGAUGAGCUUUCAGCUCAUAAGGGGUGCAUCCUUUGGGGAAGUAGGGUCAUAGUCCUGAGCUCUUUAAGGCCCAGGGUCCUAGAGUCUCUGCACGAGGAUCAUCUGGGAAUAGUCCGGAUGAAGGCACUUGCGAGGAGCUACCUUUGGUGGCCAGGGCUAGAUAAAGCCAUCAAGGCCCAAGUACAUGGUUGCUACACGUGCCAGCAAUCCAGACCGGAGAUGCCGCAAGCCCCUGUCCACCGAUGGGAGGACACACACACACCGUGGUCAAGAAUCCACAUCGAUUUUGCCGGGCCCUUUCAGGGACAGCUGUUUCUAAUAGUGGUAAAUAGCUAUUCUAAAUGGUUAGAGGUCGCACCAGUCCCUACUAUGACUACUGCCAGGACCAUCCAGGAACUGUGCAGAAUCUUUGCAACACACGGACUUCCAGACAUGUUAGUCUCUGACAAUGGGGCUCAGUUUACCGCUUCUGAAUUCCAGUCUUUCCUCAGGGCAAAUCUAAUACGGCACGCCACAUCGGCUCCCUUUCACCCGGCCUCGAACGGCCAAGCGGAAUGCAUGGUCUGCACAACCGAGGAAUCACUAAAACGGAUUGUCACAGGGGAUUGGCACCACAGACUGGCAGAUUUUCUACUCUGCCAACGCACAACUCCCUGUACCGCCACGGGCAGAAGCCCUGCCGAACUCAGAUGGGGCCGUUUGAUCACCAAGCUGGACAGGCUGCACCCCGACCGGGUUGCCUCGGACUCUGCUCAGCCAAAGGCACCUCAGAAUGUGCAAGUGGUCCUGGAAGAUGGGCAAGUCAUUCGCCGGCACAUUGACCAGUUGCGUCGGAGGCUAGCGAACCAGUUGCUGGCUCAGGCCUCUCAAGAGGGCCGCACGCAUGGGCCGUGCAACAGCGGCCCAAUAGAGGAGCUUGCAUGCUCCAACAGAACUCUUACUCAAGGAGACGGGGAAAAGGUCGUAGGAGAGCUUCCCCCAGACAGACAGACAUACAGUAUCCGCUGA